Messenger RNA from Gallus gallus (chicken), 2902 nucleotides. RefSeq names its product homeobox C8 (gene HOXC8). Gene Ontology annotation, biological process: regulation of transcription by RNA polymerase II. Gene Ontology annotation, molecular function: DNA-binding transcription factor activity, RNA polymerase II-specific; RNA polymerase II transcription regulatory region sequence-specific DNA binding. Lineage: Eukaryota; Metazoa; Chordata; Aves; Galliformes; Phasianidae. The record is from RefSeq and is marked validated. Gene Ontology annotation, cellular component: nucleus.
GAGAGAGAGAGCUCUACCUACCGACAGAUUACAAGAGAAGUCAAGAGCACCGGGAACGCACCGUGCGGGCACGCAGAGGCACCAUGCAACGCCUUUGAGAUCGCCUUUGAAAUAUAUAUAUUAAUAAUAAUAAUAAUAAUAAUAAUAAAAAAGCCACCUUUUUAUAUCUAUAUAUAUCUAUCUCUCUAUUUAAAAAAAAAAAAAAAAAGACAACAACAACAACAACAAAAUAAAUAAAUAAAUAAAUAAUAAAAAAAAGCCGGACUGGAAACAGAGAGAGAGAGAGAGAGAGGGAGAGAGGAAAACAGUCCGGGACCGUCAGCACUCAUCCAGAAUUAAAGCCGUCUUUUUAAUUGUUUUUUUUUUUUUAAUUAUUUUUUUUUCAAUUUUUUAAAUUUUUUUUUUCAAUUUUUUUAUUAUUAUUAUUAUUAUUGUUUUUUUUUUUUUUUUUUUGCAUGCGAGGGUCAUGAGUUCCUACUUUGUAAAUCCUCUCUUUUCCAAGUACAAAGGCGGCGAAUCGCUGGAACCAACUUACUACGACUGCAGAUUUCCACAAAGUGUUAGCAGGAGCCAUGCUCUCGUGUAUGGUCCGGGCACCACUGCUCCCACCUUCCAGCACCCAUCACACCACGUCCAAGAGUUUUUCCACCACGGAACCUCCAGCAUCUCCAACUCUGGAUACCAGCAAAACCCGUGCGCCUUGGCGUGUCACGGAGACGCUUCUAAAUUCUAUGGAUAUGAAGCUCUGCCGAGGCAAUCGCUUUAUGGUGCUCAGCAAGAGACGACUGUUGUACAAUAUCCUGACUGUAAAUCGUCUUCCAACAGUAACUCUAGCGAGGGACAAGGGCAUUUAAAUCAAAAUUCGUCUCCCAGUCUCAUGUUCCCAUGGAUGAGACCUCACGCUCCCGGAAGACGCAGUGGCAGACAAACUUACAGCCGGUACCAGACCCUGGAGUUAGAAAAGGAGUUCCUCUUCAACCCGUAUUUGACACGGAAGCGACGGAUUGAGGUCUCUCACGCCCUGGGACUGACCGAGAGACAAGUGAAGAUCUGGUUCCAGAACAGGAGGAUGAAGUGGAAAAAAGAAAACAACAAAGAUAAGCUGCCGGGGGCCAGAGACGAGGAGAAAACGGAAGAAGAAGGGAAUGAGGAAGAGGAAAAAGAAGAGGAGGAAAAAGAAGAAAGCAAGGACUGAGUUCUCAGCCCCUUGAAGUCUCGUUUUAUGGCAGAUGAUAAAUCGAGAUGUUUACGACGGUCAUUUGCUUUUAUAGAGUAUAGAAUGGAGAGGCUCACACAGCAGUAACUACCUGUCAAACAGUUGUAGCCUUUUUUAUUGUCAUAGAAACUUCCCCUACUUUUUGCUCCCCCCCCCCCCCCCACUCUUUUUGUUUUGUUUUGUUUUGCUUUGCUUUGCUUUUUAAUAGCGGCGUUUUUAGCUCCAUAAAUACAUAGUUGGCUUCAGUGCAGCGACGGUAUAAGCGGAUGGGGGGGGGGGAACGGUGCAGCAAAACCCGAAUCCCCCCCCCCUCCCGUCCAAAGGCCGCAGCGCGUCCCCGGCUGCACAAAAUGUAUUUAUUUGAACAGCUUUGACUUUGCCUUUUUCCGCUUGGUUUUGCCUCUCGCGAAUGACCCCGAGGGAAGCGCGGGGGUGUCGGUGCUGCGGCCGUCUAUGGGGGCCGAUGGCCGUUCCUAAAAGCCGUUGAUCACUCAUUGAAGGCGAGAUAAGUGGGGGCUCGGAGCCCACCUGGCAGCGCCCGCACCUCCUCCCCAUUGCGUUCCCAUUGGGUUCCCAUUGAGUACCCAUAGUGUUCCUAUUGGGUUCCCGAUGUGCUCCCACUGGGUUCCCAUUGCGUUCCCAUUGGGUUCCCAUCGCGUUCCCGCUGUGUUCCCACUGGGUUCCCAUCGUGUUCCCACUGGGUUCCCAUUGCGUACCCAUAGCGUUCCUAUUGUGUUCCCAUUGGGUUCCCAUUGGGUUCCCAUAGCGUUCCCAUUGUGUUCCCAUUGGGUUCCCAUAGGGCUGAGUGUAGAAAAUGCCUAUAUUUUUUUUCUGCUUGGGACUCAAUAGGCCGAAAUUCGCCCCCAUUCCCCCCCCCCCUCACCCCCACCCCGAUCCCCACAGGCGCUGUUUGCCCUUUGGCUGUGUGAGCACUCGAAAUUCUUCAUGUACUACCUAAAGGGAAAACCUGCAAUAAUUAUCAGAGCUAAUAUCAACAAAGGGGCUGACGUAUCCUAAAUUCCACUCGCUCCGCAUUUAUUUAAGAGAGAGAGCCGUGUUUCUGCCCUGAUGCAAGCUACUAAGUAGCAUAACAUAAUCAUAAAAUAAUAAUAUUAAUAAUAAUAAUAAUAAUAAACCAACCAACCUUGUAUUGUACUUUAUCACUACCUAUAGAAGGAGUCAUGCUUUGAAAGUAUUUGUAAUGCGGUUUUAUUGUCGUUUGUUGCUGCUUAUUUUCUCGAGAUGAUAAUUGAAAAAAAAAAAUGUAAAAAAAAAAAUCAUUAAAAAAAAAUAAAAAAUAAAAAAUCCCAACAACUGAAACUGCCUAGUUGAGAACGCACAGCAUUGUAUUCUUUUUAUUGUGCUUAUAAAGUAGUGUAGGACUAAAUUGCACUGAAUGUAUAGUUAUCUAUUUGUCUUGACUUAUCUGUUAAUGCGACAUGCUCGAAACGAACAAACAAGAAAGAGAAUCGUCCUUUGUUUUAUGUAAAAGCAUCGUUCUGCGUGUGCCACCUCUGAAUGUAGCAAUUCCAGCCAGAAAAAAAAAAAAAGAUAAAAAAAAUAAUAAAAAAAAUAUAAUAAUCCCAUUUCUGGACACCGUGGAUUUGUAUCGUAUACGUGAGACAUUGCGUAAAUAAUAAUAAUAAUGAUAACGAUGAUGAUGAUAAUGAGAAUAAUAAAAGGUUU